CUCCCAUUGUGCAUAUAUGUAUAUAUACGUGUAUGUGUGCCUCAGAGCAGCAUGUCCCUGCCACCUUCACUUAUCAUCACUAUGAAGAGUCUCACUGUUUUUGCCAUCUUUGCUCUUGUAGCCACCGCAUGGGCUGGCCCUCCACCUGCAAUAGGAAGAGAGGUGGACUGCUCCAACUACAAAGGAAAAGGCUCUCAGAUUGCAUGCCCAAGGCACCUGCAACCAAUAUGUGGCACAGAUCAUAAGACUUACAGUAAUGAAUGCAUGUUUUGCGCGCUAACUCUAAACAAAAAAUUUGAAGUCAGGAAACUUCAGGAUACUGCAUGUGAUAUUGAGUGCACCGAAUAUUCUGAUAUGUGUACCAUGGAUUACAGACCUCUCUGUGGAUCUGAUGGAAAAAACUAUUCCAACAAAUGUUCGUUUUGCAAUGCUGUUGUGAAGAGUCGUGGUACAAUCUUUUUGGCCAAGCAUGGAGAGUGCUGAGAUUUGGAUCCCAAGUUCCCUUUGGCAGAUUCCAUGUAGAGAACCAAUCUCUUUAAAUGGUUAUGGGGGCAAAUAUGUGGAUUUGAUUCUUCAAUAAAAGAUUCUUAGCAGAAAUCUUUCAA
Messenger RNA from Canis lupus familiaris (dog), 605 nucleotides. RefSeq names its product double-headed protease inhibitor, submandibular gland. Lineage: Eukaryota; Metazoa; Chordata; Mammalia; Carnivora; Canidae. Gene Ontology annotation, molecular function: protein binding; serine-type endopeptidase inhibitor activity. The coding region runs from base 52 to 483 and encodes 143 amino acids. The record is from RefSeq and is a predicted model, not a curated record. The transcript is spliced from 6 exons.